AUGCGACCAUCGGUUCUAUUGUUCUACCGUUCUUUUCUAUAGAAUGUUGAUAUAGAAAAGUUCUUAAAGUAAUUUUUUUCGUUUCAGAUAUUCAUGACUUUAUUUUGAACAGUUUUAGUGUACAGUUUUUAAAUGUUGCAGAAAAUGUUUGCCGAAAAAAUGACCAAAGUGUUUAAUUGUAAAAGAUGGAUUGUAUUUAACAGAUUAGAGUUUUCAAUGAUAAAACCUGUUUACAAUGUGAAUAGAAGUAUCACAAGCAAUCGUCAAUUUACCAAAAAAUUAUUGUGUUUAAACAAUUCGCAUUGUAACAGUUCUACUAGGAAAUGUUAUGCAGUGCUUAAUCGGUUAACAGAGAAUUCACAUGCCCACCAAGUUAUGUCUAAUUUAACAGCUUAUUCGAACUGUAUUUCACCAAAAUUAACAGUCACGGAAGAUGUAAAAAUUGAUAGUGUAGAUAAUUUAUUAGAUAAACAAUGGAUAAGUAUGCAUAACACUGAAAUUCUUCAGAACUUCAAGCUUUUGUCUUACUAUGCUCAUCAAAAUUGUGAAGACAUUAACCAUCCAAAAUAUCAAGGAGUUUUUGAUAUAUUAGCUGAAAAAUGUUCAAAAUUUAAUAAAGAAGAAAUGGUUCAAUUUUUGAGUCUCUUACAGUUCUGGAAUACUAAUGGUCUGCAUCAAAAUAAUUUAUUCAAACCUUUAGAUAAAGCAUGUGUAGAUAACUUGCCAAAUUUGACAAUUGAACAAGUAUUUUUGAUAUGUGAUUACAUUUAUAAAUUAAAUAUAGUAACAUUCUCAAGUUUUAUUUAUCAUGCUAUGAGAAAAUUAAAUCCAAAAGAUAUGACUCCAGCAAAUUUAGUACAGUAUGCAUUUUUAAUGAAAGUAAAAGGUCCAGUUUCUAUGAUUAAUAUGCAAAAAUUUGAAUUCUGCAUUGAGAAAAACAUAGAUAAUUUUAGUGUGGAAGAAUUAGGUAUUAUUUGCAUGUCCUUUUUCAAAUAUCAAACUGCCAUUAAGAGCACCACAUUAUUUUCAAAAAUUCUAAAAAAGCUAAUAGCUGACAUUGAAAAUGUUAGUGAUAUUACUUUAUCGUCCAUUUUAAAAAUUUUAAGGUACAGUGCUAAUUUGAGUGAUAUGCGAGGAAUAGAUACUUUAAUAAAAGUAUUAGAAGAUCAAAUUGAAAAUAAAAGCUUACUGACUUUAACACAUGUAGCUCUUGUUCAAGCAACACUUUUAAUAGAUAACAGUAAUUUGUUACAAAAAAUACAAGAAAAGUUCGAAAAUGAAGUUGAAAAUGCAAGAUUGAAAGAUAUUGAAAGGUUUAUAUUUUCUCUGUAUAUAUUUAAUUGUGAUCCAGAAAAAACUUCUUUUUAUAAAAUUGCUACAGAAGAAUUAUUAAGUUCUCGUCGAAGAGGUGAAAUCUCCAAGUUUAUAAAACCUUAUGUGUAUACUAUAAUGUAUAUGCUCAAAGUGAACUAUUUCCCAGAAGACAUAGUGAACAAAAUCAUGGCUCCAGAUUUCAUAAAUAAAUUCUGUGACAACAAAUUUAGUACAAUGGAUCGUGAAUAUCUAGAUAUGAGUUAUUGUUUGCAAAUUGAUCAUCCAAGAUACCAAGGUCCUCAAUUAAGGAAAGAUCAACUGAAUUAUCUUCUAAAGAGAUUCGGUGUAUUACAAAAGCAGAAGUUACAAAGUAAAAAGAAUUACAAAGUGGAUGCUGGCGGUAAACUAAUAAUUGACCUCACACAUCACAUUAAGUUUACUUUAGGCUCAGAAUUAGCUAUUCAUAUAGACUACCCAUUACCUUACAACAACAAGCAAUAUAUUUUCAUGUGCUAUGACCCAGUUUCCCAAUGUUAUGUACCUCCAGCAGAACCGCUCUCGCAAAUUCCACUGGGAGAAAUCAAAUACGCGCCGAAAGAUGGAAAGCAAUGGAUUGUUGUCGUACCAGGAUCACAUAAUAUCUUGACCAGGAAUCAUCAUCUACCUACUGGCAUGUUGGCUAUGCAACUGCGACAUUUGGAACGAAUGGGAUACAGAACUAUCUUAGUUACGUAUGUUAUAUGGGAUCAAUUGAUGACGAAAAUUCAGAAGGUCGACUAUAUUAGGCAUAUUCUUGGCAAUAUUUAAUUUAGAAAAGAAAAUGAGAUUUGUAUAUAAUACAUUUUAUUGGAUAAAUAAUAAAUGACAUUUGGUUAUUUAUCUGUAAUCAAAUUACUUCUCACAAUUAAAAAAAACUCCUAUGCUUAAAUUUUAAGUUUACAUUAUAAAGGAGAAGUGUAAAUAAAAAAUUUAUUUACACAGUUGGAUUAUAGUUUGUUUUAUUACUUUCAAUUUUAUAUAACGACAGAAAUAUCGUAUCUUGAAUA
Molecule: messenger RNA, 2360 nt
Organism: Phymastichus coffea
Lineage: Eukaryota; Metazoa; Arthropoda; Insecta; Hymenoptera; Eulophidae
Exons: 7
Coding region: 133-2121 (662 amino acids)
Source: RefSeq, a predicted model, not a curated record